GUAACUGCAUUAUUAUUAACAAUAUUACAAUUGGCACGUAUUGGUGAAUCGGCAGAUUUCCGGUGCUAUACGCCCAGGGAUGCCAUACCCGGCUGCACCUGUACUGAUGGCUGGGACUAUCUCUGGCGAUUGAACGGCCGGGCGGUCGACGACCUGAUCAUCACUGACUACCCGAACGCUCGACUGCCGGGCGAUGUCUUCCCAAACACUGUCAGCAUUAAGCGAAUCGUCAUCGCCGACAGCCCAGAGCUGAUUGGUUUCGGACCCAAACUAAAGCCCGACAAAACAUUUUUUGCUAACUUAGGCCACAGUUUAGAGUCGAUUGUUGUGCACAACUGUCCCAACGUUGACGACCGGGAAUGGGUGAACAUCGGCGAGACACUAGCCAAGGGUAAUGCCGUACCGGUGCUCAAACACCUGACCAUAGGCUCGGACAACAACUAUCUGAUAGCCGAUCCCAAAGCCUUUGCAAAGCUGGCAAACAUCGAGACACUGACUUUAAGGGCCAACGCGUUGACCACAUUUGCCGAAGAUUUAACCGCUUUUAAGGCACUAAGAUUUUUGGACCUGACGGCCAACAGACAGCUCAAGACCUUUAAUCCCCCGGCGCUGCCCAACACUCUGACCAACAUUUUGUUGGCCGAGACGGCGAUCACACGGCUGGCCCACGAGACUAUAGCCAUGCUUAAACAUGUUGAUUUUGUUGACUUAAGAAAAAACCCGUUGUCGUGCUAUUGUGAGGAUAUCCAAGAGAUCUGCGACCGGGAAGACCUGCAGCGCAAGUUUGUGGGCGCCCUCUGCGCCACACCUAUCGGGAAAAAUAAUACCAUAUUCGGCACGUCAUGCGAGUGGGAGUUCCCCCCGUCCACAAAACCUCCCACAACCGUAGCCACGGAAAGCAGUGAUACUAAUGGCACGACUGUAGAUCCGGAUGAUGAUACGGCUUCGCAAACUUUUGCCAAGUUUCUUUAUAGACUAGUUUCCCACUGGCAAUAA
This is a messenger RNA of Medioppia subpectinata, 996 nucleotides long. The record is from the annotation of a GenBank genome assembly. NCBI's taxonomy places the organism in Eukaryota, Metazoa, Arthropoda, Arachnida, Sarcoptiformes, Oppiidae.